Amyelois transitella is the source of this 1522-nucleotide messenger RNA. RefSeq names its product serine protease snake. Gene Ontology annotation, molecular function: serine-type endopeptidase activity. Gene Ontology annotation, biological process: proteolysis. The transcript is spliced from 10 exons. Bases 146 to 1444 code for a protein of 432 amino acids. The record is from RefSeq and is a predicted model, not a curated record. Lineage: Eukaryota; Metazoa; Arthropoda; Insecta; Lepidoptera; Pyralidae.
CAGCCAGCGUGGAAUCAUGUUGCGUUCGGUUUUUUCGUAAUUAUUUUUUUCAUAUUCUAGUUAUUAUUAAUUUAACGAACUGUUUAGUUUUAUUGUGAAGUCGAAGUGCCAUAGAAGUUAGCGUUAAGAUAUUAUUACUUUCACAAUGGAAGUGAACAGACAUGUUUUUAAAAUGUUUUUCCUGUUUAUUUUAUUGUUUUGUGUCGGAUUGGUAAACAGUCAGGAUAAAGGGGAGAAAUGUUUACUUGUAAGCGGCUCCGAUGGUAUAUGUAAGAAUAUAAGAAACUGCCCUAAAGCUAUAGAAGAUAUAAAGAACCGAAAAAUACCUCAGACAUGCGGCUUCUCCGGGCUAGACACAAUAGUCUGCUGUCCGACUGAGUCUCCGGCUACCCCGGCUACUGCCAGGCCCGUGACAGCUACCACCACCAGCACCAGGCCUCUGGCUACCACCACACGGAGAGUAAAAACUACCACAGAGUACACUCCGACUGAGCCAGAUUACGUGGACAACAAUGGUGGCACCAGCAAAGACGGGUGCGAGGCUCUGUCACCCUCGCUAACUUCAAAGAAGACAGGCAGGAAAGCCUGGGACAAGUGCAUUGAAUACCAAGAGAAGUUUGUCUACCCCUGCGAGCCAGGUGUGGCACUCAUCAGGGAUGUGACCCGGGUCAACCAUUGUAUGCACAACGCUGAUGAACUCAUAGUUGGUGGAGUAGACGCCGCCACGGGGGAAUUCCCUCAUAUGGCGUUGCUCGGCUAUGGAAAUUACCUACUUUCAGCAUCGUGGUUAUGCGGGGGCGCCAUUUUGAGCGAGAACUAUAUAUUGACAGCCGGACACUGUCUUUUUCACAGAGAUCUUGGACCAGUCACCUACACUAUGAUCGGUAUAUUGAAGAGAACAGACGAUAUAGACUCAUCCAAGGUGUAUAAGGUUAAAAAAUCAGUUAAAUACCCUGAGUAUUACCCCCCAGGAAAGUACAACGAUAUAGCUCUUUUGGAGACGGAGAGGCCAAUGAAACUAGGCCCGUACGCAGUCCCCGCUUGUCUCGACGUAGGAGACGUGAAUGAUGACAGAGUCUUGGCCACAGGCUGGGGACGCACCACAUACGGGGGUGAUUUGUCUGAUACCCUACAAAAAGUAACUCUCACCAAAUUCACCAACGAAGAGUGCUCGGAUCACUUUCCUCCAGAAAGAAAGAUGAAGCAAGGGUUGAACGAGUCCACACAAAUAUGCUACGGAGACAAAACUAUGUCUAAAGACACUUGUCAGGGCGACAGCGGGUGCCCGAUUCAGAUAAAGAACAGUAAAAUCCACUGCAUGUACACAAUAGUGGGAGUGACAUCGUUCGGCAGGGCUUGCGGAUACGUGGGCCAGCCGGGUGUUUACACGCGCGUGGAGUAUUACACGCCCUGGAUAGAGUCUGUUCUGUGGCCGGAUCAGUAGAGCUGAUAAACUGGCUAGUUUAGGAUGUACUAGGUACAAUGUCUUUGCCUUACAUUACGUCUUUAAUAAAUAAAAACU